Paramisgurnus dabryanus is the source of this 922-nucleotide messenger RNA. The record is from RefSeq and is a predicted model, not a curated record. NCBI's taxonomy places the organism in Eukaryota, Metazoa, Chordata, Actinopteri, Cypriniformes, Cobitidae.
UCCUCUCUCAUCUCUCUCCUCACAUCACACACUGACAUCAUGCUGAUCAUCUUCAUCAUCUUCAUCAUCACACCAUCAUGUGUGAGUGGAGUGACUGUAGUGACCCAGAAUCCUUCAGAGCUCACAGUGAAUAAAGAAAAUAAAGUCACAAUCAACUGUAAUCUGGGAUCUGUUACUAAUUCAGGUCCUAGAUCAGGGGUAUGGUAUAAACAGAUUUCAGGAGGAGUUCCUCAGUAUGUGUUGGAAUAUUAUCAUAGCUGGAGCUCACCUUCUUAUGGAUCUGGUUUCUCUGCUCCUAAAUUCACAUCAACACAUUCAUCUAAAUCAGAUUAUAGUCUGAUCAUCAAUAAUGUAGAUGUGAGAGAUUCAGCUGUGUAUUACUGUCACACAUGGGACAGCUCUGCUGGUGAGCACGUAUUCGGACAAGGAACAAAACUCAUUGUGACCGAUUCAGGUGUUUCUCCUCCUGUUGUGAAGAUUUUCCCUCCAUCCAGUGAAGAUGUGAGCUCCAAUAAAGUGACUCUGGUGUGUUUGAUCAAUGACAUGUCUGUGGGAUUUGCUGAUGUGAGUUGGUUUGUGAAUGGAAACUCAGUUACUGAUGGCGUCUUCACCGGAUCUGCCGAACAGCAGCCGAAUGAGAAAUUCAAGUUGAGCAGUUAUUUAACCAUUGAGAGAUCAGAGUGGGAGAAAGACAAAGAUCUCACAUGUAAAGUGACUGCUGCUGGAAAGAUCACAAACACAAAGAUCAAGAAAUCUCAAUGCAAUUAAUAAAUGCAAAGAUUAUUGUGUGUUUGUUUUCAUAAAAGCAUUUAUUAAUAUUUCCUGCAAUAAAUAAUGAUUAUAGAAACAAUUUAAUGUUUAAGUAUGAGAUUUAAUUUCUGCAAACAUUUCAGCUUUUGAUUUUAUUGUAAUUUUUAUUUCA